AUGUCGAGCGAUCUAGAGCGGGAGCGAGACGCCAAUCGCAAGCUACAAAGUGAGAAUAAGGAGUUUCAGAUGCUAAAGAGCCGACGAGCUUUUGUUGUUGUGCUCAUUGAUGCCGAUGCCGAUGAUUACAUGUUUCGUGAAGAGUUUCUCAAUCAUCCUGAUGGCGGCCAGAAAGCCGCGGACGAGAUAGCUGCUCGGAUUGAGGAUCACAUGGCCUCUGAUGGCAACGAUAUUGAUGUCGUGAUCAGAGCGUUCGCAAAUCUCAAAGGUCUUAAGACCGGUGUAUUGAAACGUGGGAAGAUGGGAGUUCACGUCAAUCCUGAGCGUUUUGUGCAGAGUUUCAGCCAGAGGAGCGGAAUGUUCGACUUUGUCGAUGUUGGUGAUGCUAAGGAGGGCGUGGAUCACAAGAUUCGCGGUAAAUCAACUCUCGAGCCUUCCGCAUACUCAGCAGACUGA
Bacidia gigantensis is the source of this 456-nucleotide messenger RNA. RefSeq lists its product as uncharacterized. NCBI's taxonomy places the organism in Eukaryota, Fungi, Ascomycota, Lecanoromycetes, Lecanorales, Ramalinaceae. The coding region runs from base 1 to 456 and encodes 151 amino acids. The record is from RefSeq and is a predicted model, not a curated record. The transcript has 3 exons.